Messenger RNA from Daphnia pulex (common water flea), 3641 nucleotides. RefSeq names its product multiple C2 and transmembrane domain-containing protein-like (gene Mctp). The transcript has 18 exons. Gene Ontology annotation, molecular function: calcium ion binding. Gene Ontology annotation, cellular component: synaptic vesicle membrane. Gene Ontology annotation, biological process: regulation of neurotransmitter secretion. Bases 304 to 3453 code for a protein of 1049 amino acids. Lineage: Eukaryota; Metazoa; Arthropoda; Branchiopoda; Diplostraca; Daphniidae. The record is from RefSeq and is a predicted model, not a curated record.
AUAGUCCGCGUCGACUGCGGUCAGACGUGUCCCUGGCCCAUGUGCAACAACACUCUUUAUUUUAGUAAUAAAGUGUCGGUUGCCCUGCAUAUUGAGUGAAGUAGCAUUAGUAAUUAUUUAUUACAUACUUGAUUUAUUUAGUUUAACUCUCGCGCUCAGUUGUUGAUACCGUUGCGUUUUGUGUCGAGUGCAUGAGUGAGUCAACUUGUAAAUUCUCGGCAAAAAUUAGAUACACUCACUUGUAAGUUGAACUAUCUAAAUUUAGAAAUCCACAGCAACCAAUUUUAAAUUCAUGAAUUCAUCAUGGGAGAACCGGAAGCCGGAAGUCGCCGUCGCCAGCGCCUAAGCCAAUCGCUAUCGGCUCUCGAACUGUCCAUGGUCGAGUUUGAAAAUGACGAAAAUCACGCCGCCAGAAAACCGGUCGCCCAUUUAGAUGCGACGUUGCCAUCGGAAAAACCAGCUUUGCACGUGCUCGGCGAUCUCUCGAGCUCGUUGUCACCUUCAGUUCGCACGCUCCAGUCAGUGGGCCAACAGUCGACCAGCGCUCGCAAAUCGUCACCUAUUCGAGCGUUCCUCACACCUCCCCUCAUGAGGAAACGCAAAGUACCCAGCAGCAAGCAUCUCCAUCACGAUGACGACAACGGGAGCGAUUCACGUCUGUCGCCUCAUCACACCAACACAGCCGGCAAUGUGUUGCCCAGCAGUCGCAGCAAGUCUUUCGGGUUUCUCAGUCUCCUCAAGUUCAAGUUUUCUGAUCGAAGUGGUCGUAGCAAGCAGCAGCCAGUCUUUCAGUCCAGCUCGUCUGUCUUGGCUGGGGAAGAAACGAUCUCGGACAAUUUGAGCUCUGCGACGACUUUUCCAUCCUUGUGUGUCGAUCAACCCUUCGCACUGUCACCCACGUUUCAAGAACGUGAACGAUGCGAGCAGCAGCGAAACACGAAAGCCCCCCUUGCCGAUCAGGAAGAUUGUGAUGAUAUCCAUCCACAAUUGUGUGCCUCUGCUGGCUUGUCUUUGGUUGCAGUGGCUGCCGCCUCUACAGUUAUGCCCAGAUUGGCCAUGCCCAAAAAAGUGUCCAUUAGUUCCAAACACACUUUCACGCCACACUCGUCAUUGGAUCACCCGUCAUCAGCAGACUUUAAACAUGGGAUGGUGUCGACAAUGCCUGCAACGUCCGUAUCAUCCUUACCGCCCUUGACGUCGAUGCUGCAACACGGAUCGAUCCAGCUUGUCGGUCCUUUUCGUCUCCAUGUCGUCCUAAAGCAGGGGCGCGACUUGGCCGCCAAAGAUUCAUGCGGUACGAGUGAUCCUUACGUCAAGUUCAAGUUGGGUAACAAAGUGAUUUAUCGCUCGAAAACCAUCCACCGUGACUUGAAUCCGAUCUGGGAAGAAGAUUUCGAUAUCCACUUGGAUGAUCUCAAUACUCCUUUGCACAUACGAGUGUUUGACUACGAUUGGGGAGUGCAGGACGAUUUUCUGGGAGCAGCUACUUUUGAUUUGAACCAAUUAGAACUAAACAAAAUCAAUUUAUACUCGUUGGAUCUUUUCACUGACGAAAUGGACGGACGUCAGGGUAUCAUCGACUUGUCAAUAGCCCUCUAUCCGAAACUGUCCGAGGAUGACAGCGAUCAGAGACAUCCUUCAAAGAUUGCUGAUCAAGCUAAGAGACUCAAAGUUCAAAUCUGGUCAUCGAUCGUCAACAUUCUCAUCAUAGAAGGGCGACAUUUAACCGACAAAGAUGGCGAGCCUUUGAGUAAACCUUAUCUCCGCUUGCGGUUGGCCAACGAAAAGUACAAGACGAAAUCAGUGACGCGUAACUCCUCCAACACGAGCGUCACUUGGCUGGAGCAGUUUGAUUUCCACCUCUACGAGGACCAGUCACAUAUUCUUGAAAUCAAUUUGCACGAGAAGGAGUGGAAAGGUUCUCUAGGGAGGGAUGAGUCUGUCGCAAGAGCCGUCCUGGAUCUGGCAGGCGUGGAAGGGGAGCGGACGCAUUCAUUGAACUGUGAAUUUCAACAAGGAGGUUCUGGAUCUCUUUCGCUACUCAUCACCAUCAGCGGAACCACUGCCUCAGAAACAAUAUCGGAUUUGUCCAGCCAUCAAUCUGACACACAUGCCAAGGAAGUGGAAGUCAUGAAACAGCGUUAUAGUCUAUGGAGAACGCUUAACAACUUACGAGACGUGGGACACUUGAGCGUGAAAGUUUUCCGUGCAACUGGGUUAGCGUCGGCCGAUAUUGGUGGCAAAUCUGAUCCGUUUUGCGUACUUCAACUAGUCAAUUCACGAUUACAAACUCAAACAGAGUACAAAACAUUAAACCCGUCUUGGAACAAGAUAUUUACUUUUAACGUUAAGGACAUCAAUUCAGUUUUGCAAGUCACUGUUUACGACGAAGACCGAGACCACCGAUUUGAAUUUUUGGGUGCUGUUUCCAUACCUUUAUUGCGCAUUGGCAACGGUCAAAAAAGGUGGUACGCCCUUAAAGAUCGCAAAUUGCGCUUCAGAGCAAAAGGCAGUAAUCCGCAAGUUUUACUCGAGCUUAACGUCGUCUGGAAUGAAUUUCGUGCCACCAUACAAACUUUGCAACCGAAGGAGAAAAAGUACAUCGAGCCGGAAUUGAAAUUCAGUAGACACACCUUUGUCCGCAACGUGAUGCGAGUCAAAGCCGUUGUCAUGGAUUUGAUCGAGAUUGGCAAAUAUAUCGAGUCCGUUCAUUCCCAAUACUUUCCGUUUUUGCGAAUCGAGAUUUGCUUACCAUGGGGGUGUGCAGAUCGUCCAUUUUCCAUAUUUCAUCUAAAAUUUUCUCUGUUUUCCUUAUCUUUCAUCAAAUGCAGGAGCAUCUGGGAAUGGGAAUCUACCACGCGCAGCUGCAUAGGCUUUGCCGUGUUUUUAGUCGUCACAUGGCAUUUUGAACCUUACGUUAUUCCUUUAAUGUUACUUCUAUUUUUUCUUCGGAAUUUUUUGAUCCGAUCAUUUACUCACGGCUAUGUUAGCGAAUAUCAAGAGAGUGAUAACGCGUCUGGCGAUGACGACGAUGAAGAAGCUGACGAUAAGAAUAAGGAAGAACGAAAGAGUUUGAAAGAGCGGCUUCACACAAUCCAGGAAGCGACUCUAACCGUCCAGAAUUCCAUUGGCUACUUGGCUUCGUUAUUUGAAAGCGUGAGAAACACCUUCAACUUUAGUGUACCUUUUCUUUCCUACUUGGCCAUAAUUUUAUUGAUUGCGUCAUGCAUUUUACUAUACACCGUUCCAUUACGAUUCCUCAUUCUUGGCUGGGGUGUCAACAAGUUUACGCGCAAGCUUUUCAGACCCCACAGCAUUCCUAAUAACGAAGCUCUCGAUUUCCUUAGCAGGGUUCCCGAUAACGAGCAACUGGCGGAUUAUCGUGAACUGCGGUUGGAUCUGCCAACGGACCACAGUGAUAAAUCAAACCGCAAAAUCACAAAGAAAAAAUAAGCUUUCACGUCGUUCCAUGUUUUUUCCCUCCUUUCAAUUUCGACGUUCCAAAUCUUCAUACCAUUUCAUUCUGUUUCCCUGUCACGUUCUUUUAUCCAGUUGGUUGUUUUAAAAUGUUUCUUUAUGCAUGUUCAAUUCUGUCUAUAAAGUGGCCUUAAGACGGAAUAAAUUACAAGUUUCCCAUUUAA